Molecule: messenger RNA, 3185 nt
Organism: Marmota flaviventris (yellow-bellied marmot)
Lineage: Eukaryota; Metazoa; Chordata; Mammalia; Rodentia; Sciuridae
Gene: Igip
Product: IgA inducing protein
Source: RefSeq, a predicted model, not a curated record
GGUGUAUUAGCUUUGACAAUUUUUACCAGUAAAUACUGAUUUAUUUAAAACUGGGAAUCCAGUUUAUAAAUAGGAUAGUUGAUAUAUCCAUUCUUUCCCCCAUGUAAAGAAUAGUUUAAAGAUUUAUGCAUACUUUUUACUUUUCUCUCUUGAUGCCAUGAGGGGGGAUCUUUGAGUCAACAACUGACAAAAUGUCUUCAAAUUUUAAAAAUUGAGAAGCAGCACUUUAAGUCUAACUCUACACCAUUUUAGUGCAUGUAUUAGUUUUAAUAAUGAUUUUUGGUGCAUGCCUUUGGGCUUAUUCAAAAGUGUACAAUAGGAAAGUAUAUUUCCUUUCUUAGAAAGGAGAUGUUUUUCUACUUUGCAACAUGUGAUUACAAGAAUCUUCCUCUGUGGGAAGAUUAACCAUGUAUUGAACUACUGAAAAGUAUAUAUUUUUAGAUAUACAGAAGGAAUCUACAUGGAGCUGCAUUCAGACCUAUAUAGAAGUCAUAGCAUUCUGUAUAGGACCAAAAAAGGAAGUAACAUUAAACACUUAAACAGACUUUGUUGGGUAGAAAUACCUUUUGAUCUUGCAUUGACUUCCAAAAAGAAAAUGCCACAGAAGUUUGCUGAAACUUUUGUUGUUUGAAUUUUCUCUGUCAAGUGUAUUUAGCCCAAAUACAACAGCUUUGGGUUAGCACAUAUAUAAGAAUCAAAAAAACAAAACUAAAUAUAUCAGCCUGGUUUGCCAAUCCAGCUUGACUGAAAUAAGUAAACUAAUCACUUGCAACAUGAAAAACUGUCCAACUCCUCUAAGGUUUUGACCAAAUAACCUUGGCUAAUGUGGGAAGGCUCCCACUUUAUUUCUGACCUGACAGUGAAGAUUCAUGCUUGACAUGAUUUCAAACCUGACAGUGUCUGUUUAAGGAGCCAUGGUACAGUUUGCUAAUUCAAUCCCAGAUACCUGUUGAUUACCUGUGAGAUCUAGAGUCCAAAGUAGCCAGCAGCCGUAUCCCUGAGUGCUCUGUGCCCAUCAGAUAUCUUAAAGUAAGCAGGGUUGGGACAGGUCACAGCUUGGGUGAUUGGACCUCAGGUGCCAUAGACAGCCCCAGAUUCAAGAAUCAUAUCUGCUUUCUUGGGAGUGGUCACUGAACUUAUGUCCCACACUGUGUUACUUAUUGUAGAUGCUCUCUCUUAGAGAAGGCCCAGAGCACACAUCCUAAUUGCUGGUGGCACUCAGAGAGGGGGUGCUAACUCUGAUGCCCUAGCCAAAUUCCAGUUUAGGGAUGUGGGUCUUCUUCUUGUCAUUCUAAUUGGAAAUGUGCAUCACUUCCCAUUUUCCUGUUGAUCACAGUGCAAACUACACUAAUCUGUUUUUUUGCCCCGUCCCAAGUCUCUAAGAUACUGAUGUGUACUAUAUGGGCCAAGUUCAUGCCUUAUCCUAAUGGACAAGAAUUGAGGAAUGAGUAAAGCUUGGGACUUUUAUGAUGCUGUGGGGAUGAAAUCAGCCCCCUUUUGGCAUAAAUUAGGGAAUGUGCACUGGCUGGGGGUUUCCAGCCAUGAGGUAUAAGCUGAAUCCAAUUUUCCCUCUUUUCUUAUAGCAUGAUGAGAAAAUCUGUUGGGUUUUCAGCAGUCAGGGAAGGCCGGAGUUCUGCAGCUUUAAUCUGGGUAACUGAGGCUGGUUUGAGCAAGACUUUGGUUAAUUAACUGGGUUCUCAGAUGCCACAGACUCCGUGAGAAGUCACCAUUAUUUUCAAUGGUUGUGAUAGAAUUUCCCCCCUAGUAGCCAUUAUUUUAAGAUUAUAUUGCAGAGUUGCUUUAUUUUGAGCUUUUCGUGUAUACACAAUCCCAAACUGGAAGAAAUUUAAAAAAAAAAAGGAAUCCUGCUGUGAAAGGUAUAUAUUACUCUAGAUUUUUCUUACUGUAAAUAUUGUAAGAUUGUAAUACUGUUGAUAUUUUAUUAACCAACAAAUGUUAAUCUAUGUGAAUUCAGACUUAUUUUAAAUGUGCUUCUUAUUUACUGUGUGUGGUCCCUGUUGCUGACAGUAUUAAGUUAUAUUCUGAUGUAAGAUUAACUUUAUUAAAGAAUGUAAACAUAAUGUUUCCUUAUGGGAAAACAAAUAAAGUAUAAAGAAGACAAUUCUUUUCAUUGAAAUAUACUGUGUAUUUACACUUGCUAGACCCAGCACCACUUAUAAAUUUAGUACACUGUUCAGAAUUUUAGUUAACACAGCUGACAUGGUUGUGCUCUGUUGGAAAGCCUAAGAGUAGGUAUUGUUGGAAUAUAUGCAGUUUGUAUUUGUCUGCUGUGAAUCAUAAUGUUGAAAUUUCUAAUCAAGUUUGUAAGCUUUUAUAGUAAAACAUUUUAAUGACAAUUUAAAAAUUUAUCUUCUCUAAAGAUUGGUCAAAACAAGAUCCUUUCAGAAAUAGAAUUGUUCUUUAAUAUCUUUCCAAAAUGACUUUGGUUAAAUGGACCAGAUGUGUAUUAGUUAAAAUUUAGAACUAAGUUGUUGAUAUUCUUUGAGUUUACAAGUUAAUCCUUAUUGGAGAUGUGCCAAUAUACAGUAGAAUAUCAUUAAUUUGCACUGUUUGGGGACCCCAUUUAAGAAUGCUGAAUUUUGUCAACUAAAAAGUAAGCAAAUGCAAUUUAAAAAGUAAAUUUGAGCAUUCUGUAUUAAAUAUGUGCAGUUAUUAUCACAUGAAGAAGCGCAGUGUGUCGGGCUGUAAUAUAACCAUAUUUGCUGUCAUGUUCUCCCAUCUCAGUGCUGGGAACUCACCAUGUGGAAACCAAGCAAACGUGUUGUGCAUCAGCCGGCUUGAGUUUGUUCAAUAUCAAAGCUGAAACUAGCGAGGUCUGCUGUACUGCUUAUUGAAGUAUUGUGAUUCUUUUAGGCAUUGAUUCUUACAAAAUAUAUACUGUAACAGUAUACUUUGUACAGAUUUAAAUUUUAUUUGAAAAAAUGAAAUAAAGUAGGCAAAAAAUAAAGAUGUUUAUUUUUCAUGUGACUAUAUAAACAGAUCAGUCUUUUGUUUCAGUGCUUUUGGGGGCAAGGGGUCUGGUGGCUCUGAUUAUUUUGUGUUUAUUUUGUUUGAUAGAUGGAACCAUCAUCUAUCAAAGGACUCAGUAGCUGGUGUGCUACUUGCCUGUUACUUAUGAUCAUGAAUGGACUGCAAACAUUAAAUUGCUCUCUCACACUGUAAAA